Messenger RNA from Hemiscyllium ocellatum (epaulette shark), 2103 nucleotides. Its product is annotated as perforin-1-like. The coding region runs from base 32 to 1891 and encodes 619 amino acids. The record is from RefSeq and is a predicted model, not a curated record. Lineage: Eukaryota; Metazoa; Chordata; Chondrichthyes; Orectolobiformes; Hemiscylliidae. The transcript is spliced from 2 exons.
UUGGAGACCUCUCAACGUCAGAUAUGCGCAAAUGUGGGAUGGACAACAGCGAGGCAACUUAAGUGGCUUGCUUCCCUGUCCUCCACACUCUCUGUCAGACACGACUGGUGUGAGGGUAGAAAUUCAGCAGGAAACACUGCACUCAGGUCUGCUCACCGAUGCCAAGAUGGCAACUGGGCCUUUGAAACUGGGCUGUUUCCUCUUGCUCUGCCUCCUCUCCCAGGAGGCCCUGAGCGCCUGUAUGACCAGCAGCGCCAGCCAGUGCCAGAACGCUGGCUUCGUGCCGGGGGCCCGGUUGGCGGGGCUGGGCUACGAUGUGGUGACCCUGCAGAACAAGGCCACCUUUGUGAUCGACGUGAACGCCUGGCGCUCGGCCAACGGGACCUGCACCCUCUGCCAGAACAGGCACCUCGGUAACGCCAACCAGCUGCUGCCCAUCUCGCUGGUGGACUGGCACACCCUCAGCUCCUGUCCCCCCUCGCUGUCCAGCCAGCUCUACCGCUCGACGGCUGAGCUGGCAAAGUCCGUCACCACCGCCGUCAGCAAUGACUGGCGGGGGGACAUGUUCUUCCGGACCCAGUCAGGCAGCUCUAACAUGGUGCUGGCUGGCUCCAAGUCCAGGCUGGUGGAGUUUAGCACCAGCCACUCCAGGCGCGACCAUCACAGUUUCACCAGUCAUCAGUUCCAGUGCACCUACUACCAGUAUCGGGUGAAGGACCAGCCUCUCCUGGCACCAGAGUUCGCCCGCUCCCUUUCCAGCCUCCCAACCGUCAUGAAUGACCGUAACAAGCACCUGUACAGGAGACUGGUAGCCACCUACGGCACCCACUUCCUCAAGUCGGUGCAGCUGGGCGGUCGCUACAAGGACGUCACAGCUAUUCAGACAUGUAAGGCAGUGUCUCAGGGCUAUAGCAUCGAGGAGGUUAAGGACUGCCUAUCUCUAGAGGCCAAAGAGACGAGAGGGCUGCAGGCACAGGUCUCAGUGAAUGCUAGUCAGUGCCAGAAGUUGGCGCGCUCCAUGGGGCACUACAACAAGGUCUACCAGGCCUUCAGCGACCGGGACACGGAGGUGACGGGGGGCCGGGUUCACCAGGGGGUUGACCUCUUCUUCUCUGGCGAUGGCUCGGCCUUCAGCCGCUGGACGGUGAGCCUGCUCACCCGCCCGGGCCUUGUGCGCUACGCGCUGGCGCCGCUCCACCACCUGCUGCCCGCUGGCAACCCCAAGCGGAAGAACCUGCGGCGCUACAUCAGCGACUACAUCAGGGGCAACGCCCUCAACCAGAAAUGUGGGGCGGGCCAUCGGUGCCCUCACGGGUCCUACCCCGACCCACGCCAACGCUGCUCCUGCCUGUGCCGCGAGGACAAUUACGUGGACCGGAACUGCUGCCCCAAAGGGAAGGGGUUCGGCCGCCUGGUGGUCACUAUCAAGGAUGGCUGGGACCUCUGGGGUGAUGUCUUCUCAGGCACCGACGGCUAUGUGGUGGUCAAGUACGGCCAAACGGAAGACAGGACCUCCAUUGUCUCAAACAACAACAAUCCCACCUGGAACGCUCACCUGGACAUGGGACAGGUCAGGGCCGGGGGUGACCUUAUCAUCGAGGUCUGGGACCGGGACGUCAUCAAACGCGAUGACCUCCUGGGCAAGUGCUACGCCCUCGUGACCUCCGGGACCCACAGGAAGACCUGCUACCUCGACUACGGCAAGGUGACCUACAGUUACACUUUCACCUGUGGCCCCUACCUGAGCGGUCCCAACUGCCAAGCCUACGUGCCCAACCCUGGCAGCACGCUGUUCACUCCGUACUUGGGAACCAGCAACGACACCCUCCACCUCGACACAAUCCUGUCCAAACCCACUGUACCAGCCUUCCCAGGGAUCUACUUCCCCUGACCGCACCUUGCUCUGCCCCGAAUCAUUGGCUACAUGUGCCAUAACCCUCAGUCGAUGGGGGGACGCUCCGCGCCGUUAAAAUGAAACGCUUUGAAGCUUUAUCCAAGCACGUAAUCUGCGCAAUACUCUCAGAUGUGCAGCGACAGGCAUCAAAACCGAAGCAUUAGUGUAAUCUUACACUUUUUUCAAUAAAUCCAACUCUUUGCCAUUUA